CCACUCCCUCCAACCUCCCAGCUGCUUUCUUCAAAGAUGACGUCUUCAUUGGGAAAGAGCCUACAGGUCACAUGACCAUCCAGCAUGUUUCCAGGUCUGAUGAAGGCCUCUACAAGUGUGACAUCAGCGGUCAUGGAGAGUCUCCAUCCAGCUGGAUCACUGUCACAGUCACUGAUGCAGCUGCAGUCGACUCAGACGUGAGACCAGAAGACGUCAAAGACAAGAACAACAGGUCAAAGAUACGAGGAUGGGAUUCAACUGUGGUCUACUCAGCAGUGAGAACUGAAGGCAUCAGUGAUGGACUAGAAAGCAUCAGAACCAGGAGGAGCAGGUACAGCUGCUCUUUGACUCUGAACACAGCCAAGCUAGCUGCUCACCUCCCACAUUUAUGUCUUAUUGAAUCAGAAUAUCUUUAUUGUCAUUGUGCAGCAAUGAGACAACAAACUUGUUCUCUGAGCUGUGAGGAGGACGACAGCUCUGCUGGAUGGACUGUGAGGAGAAACACAAGCACAGACACAAGAGCUGAGUGUGGAGCUGGGUUUGGAAAACUAACUGGUUCUUCCUGUAACAUCAGCUACAUUGACCCACAGGACAGUGGAGUUUACUGGUGUGAGUCCAGAGAGGGUGCCAUCAGUAACAUGGUUAACCUCACAGUCUCUGGUGGAUCAGUGAUCCUGCAGAGUCCUGUCCUCCCUGUGAUGGAGGGAGAUGACGUCACUCUGCUCUGUCAAACAAAGACCACUCCCUCCAACCUCCCAGCUGCUUUCUAUAAAGAUGGCUCCCUCAUCAGGAAGCAGCCUACAGGUCACAUGACCAUCCAGCAUGUUUCCAGGUCUGAUGAAGGCCUCUACAAGUGUGACAUCAGCGGUCAUGGAGAGUCUCCAUCCAGCUGGAUCACUGUCACUGUCCUCUAA
Messenger RNA from Archocentrus centrarchus (flier cichlid), 914 nucleotides. RefSeq lists its product as uncharacterized. The transcript has 5 exons. Gene Ontology annotation, molecular function: transmembrane signaling receptor activity. Lineage: Eukaryota; Metazoa; Chordata; Actinopteri; Cichliformes; Cichlidae. Gene Ontology annotation, cellular component: external side of plasma membrane. The coding region runs from base 72 to 914 and encodes 280 amino acids. The record is from RefSeq and is a predicted model, not a curated record. Gene Ontology annotation, biological process: immune response; cell surface receptor signaling pathway.